Molecule: messenger RNA, 1141 nt
Organism: Acanthoscelides obtectus
Lineage: Eukaryota; Metazoa; Arthropoda; Insecta; Coleoptera; Chrysomelidae
Source: the annotation of a GenBank genome assembly
GUUGCUUCUUACACAGUCGACAACGAAGACAUUCCUUACAUCGAGGACGAUACUGUGAAGCAAGCUCCUGCGGUACCACCGAGACGUACAAGGAACUACUCGACAGGCAGCGAAUCUUCGAUAGCCUCCAUCCAGCCUAUCACAGGCUCUAUCUCUUUGAUCCACGGGUACGACUCGGCCAUUGGCUCGUCUACAGCGUGUUCGAGUUCAAUCCAGAACACUCCUUCGUCGAUAUCAAGCGUCGUGGAUACCGGAGGCAUACAUAGCCCACAUCGUGGGCUUGUAGUCCACCUACAUCUCCUGACAGUACUACCACUACCGCAAACUAUAUUCCUGAUGAGUCACAUGCUCAAAGAGGGAUAUCCAAGGCGCCAAGAGAUAGCACCUCCACCAGUGCAGGUUACGUAACCGAUGAGUCGCACGCCCAAAGAGGUCUAAGCAAGACCACCACUUCUGAUGAAGCACAUGUACAAAGAGGUAUGUCUAGGGCUUCAAGGGAUGGUACCACUAAGUCUGAUGAAGCGCACGUCCAAAAAGGUGUAUCCAGGGCUCCCAGAGUGAGCAAUAUCGCGAGCGAAGCAUCUUCAGUGCUUCAGAGGAUCCAGACGAGCUCGAGCGAUUCUGGAUACAAGAAGACCCACAUGGGUUUCCCGAUGCCGGAAAGGGAGCCCAGAAUCAACACUAGCAUAAGCAGUAUUGGAAGUGCUGUGAUGAAAUCCAGGACGGCAGAUUUCGAGAAGAUCUCCAAGACGGAUCCUGGGAAACCGAAGGCUGCGCCUGCUGGUACCUCGUCCACGAGUACUUCGAGUGAUAGGGACAAGAAGAAGUACGUGAAGCGACGGUACACGGAUUCCAGGCAUCAGACGACCCAUAUUCCAGAUUCGGAAUAUCUUGAAUCGACGACUGCUCAGUGCAAAGGCCCGGAAAAAGUUGGUAACGCACAAGCUGGUCCAGUAUACAAGCGAAGAGAACUGAUUUCAAGUGUGCCGACCAAAUGAGCGGACCUGGUUAUAGUACAGUGAAAUUGGAUAAAUUACGGUGUGUCAAUAUAACUUCGUUGAAGUUUUGUUUCUAGUCUUACUGGACUAUGAUGUAGUAUCAUGCGCGAAAAAUGUAUAUACACAUAUCGAUCUUAUAUUUU